Sebastes umbrosus (honeycomb rockfish) is the source of this 8292-nucleotide messenger RNA. It is a transcript of the gene nlgn2a, whose product is annotated as neuroligin 2a. The transcript has 10 exons. Gene Ontology annotation, molecular function: neurexin family protein binding; signaling receptor activity. Gene Ontology annotation, biological process: postsynaptic membrane assembly; modulation of chemical synaptic transmission; presynaptic membrane assembly. Bases 1452 to 3953 code for a protein of 833 amino acids. The record is from RefSeq and is a predicted model, not a curated record. NCBI's taxonomy places the organism in Eukaryota, Metazoa, Chordata, Actinopteri, Perciformes, Sebastidae. Gene Ontology annotation, cellular component: cell surface; synapse; postsynaptic specialization membrane.
GAGGAGAGAGGGAUGCCUAGAAAAAAAAAAAUGAAACUCCUCAGCACUAAUUUUUCCACAUCUCUGCAGGAGAAGAUGGAGACCUGCAGCUCUACGCGGAUUAAUCCCUAUUUAGAGUGAGCGUGUGUGUUGUCAUCUCGACACAAACAGGAGGUGCAUCUUUUUUAUUUUUUUAUUCUAGUAGAAAAAAAGGACCAUAUUGAGGUCAGAGGAAAGCGUUGCCAAGGCGACCAGCUUGCAUAGGGAGGGAGGACACUGCGGCGCGCGUCACACGCCGGGAGCGCGCUUUUGCGAGCGUGCACGUGCGCGCGACAGUUUCGCCGAGGCGUGCACAUCACAGCAGCAGCAGCAAGCAGCAAGCAGCAGCAUCCUUUUUUUCUUUUCCCAACACGAGACUAUACCGUGCAGUCUGUGCCCGCCACUGUUACCGAGCCUGACGCUCGCACCACCACUUGGACUUGGUGUUCUGCGGUGUCUGAGGCUCUUCUGGAGGGGAUUUAUUGAGGAUUUAUCGACGAAAACGCCAGAAAAACGCUGAAAAACUGAUGCUACCGCCGGUCAGCACAUGCAGGUGACACUUCUUUCCUCCUCCAGGGCUGUCAGGUGUGUUUUAAAGCCUGCAGACAACACUAGUUAUUUGUGGGGUUAUUUUUUUUUUUUGUUAAGGCCUAGAUAAAAAAAAAAAACAGACAUUCUUCCUUCAGCCUAGAAAUGAAUUAAUAUAUUACUGGAGAAAGACGAGGAUGGAGAAUCAUCCUCCAACGUUAUCCUGCUGCUGGAUGUGCUGUGUGAUGCAGUAGAGCAGCUUGGUUUUCUGUCUCCAGUCAUGAAGUCUCACCUGGAUUGAAGGAGAUAUAGUGCUGUUGUUGUUGGAUGGGGGGGAUGCAUUUUUGAAGGUGGUGUUUUUUAUUUUUUAUUUUUAAGAAUUAAGUACUUUUUGCUGGCUUGCUGGAGGGCGCUUUAGUGAAGAGGACAAGGAGGAGAAAUCUCAGGAAAAAUCAGUGGGAGUCUGGCAUCACACCAGCACCCAGUGGAUCACACAUUAACAGAAUUCCGUGGCUGUGAAAAAACAAUCAAAUGAUUUGGAUAAUAGAAGACCAAUAGGGAUGGAACGCAACAGAACCAUGGCUGGGGAAGCGUUUCGGAUCCUUGUUGCUCACAAUCAACACUGACCUGGCACCCGCGCAGAGGUCCGGCCUCCUUCUCCAGCACCCCAAGGACCCUUCUUUUCCCCCAGCGACUGCUUUGCCCUCCAUCUCACCUUCACUCAACGCUCCUGGUCUUGAUCAAACCUCCAAAAAAAGCAGCUCCUUUUAGUCUUUUGGGGUGAUUUUGUUUUUAAUCCCCCUCUUAUGCUUCACCUUCCAGACUGUUGGUUAUAAUCCACAUUAUCUCAUAAAAAGACUCCAAAAGAGACUAGAAGCAGGUGGCUGAACUGCAUAAAUCCAGUCAUGUACCCCCUUCCACUUGCUCUAAGUAAACAAAGGCGGCGGGGUUUGUUGUCCAGAUCGCGCCCCCUUAGUCUCAUGACAGACUGGUGCCUAAUGGGUGUGCUAGGCCUCAUCCUGCUCUGCAGCCUGGCCUCGAGCCAGAAGAUGGACCCGUCCAAAAACCCCAUAGUCACCACCAACUACGGCAAGAUCAGAGGCAUCAAGAAGGACUUGAACAAUGAGAUCCUGGGCCCCGUGGAGCAGUACCUGGGCGUCCCCUACGCAACGGCACCCAUCGGCGACCGCCGCUUCCAGCCGCCCGAAGCCCCGGGAUCCUGGCAGGAGAUUCGCAACGCCACCCAGUUUGCCCCCGUGUGCCCUCAGAACGUCCACGGCGUGCUCCCGGAGAUUAUGCUGCCCGUGUGGUUCACCGACAACCUGGACGUGGCGGCGGGUUACAUCCAGAACCAGAGCGAGGACUGCCUCUACCUCAAUAUCUACGUGCCCACGGAGGAUGGUCCGCUCACAAAAAAACAUGAUGAAUCUUCAAUGAACAAGCCUCGAGACGAAGAUAUUCGCGACCGCAGGAAGAAGCCGGUGAUGUUGUUUAUCCACGGAGGUUCCUACAUGGAGGGCACCGGGAACAUGUUCGAUGCCAGCGUCCUGGCCGCCUACGGCAACGUGAUCGUGGUGACCAUGAACUACCGGCUUGGUGUGCUCGGCUUCCUCAGUACCGGCGAUCAGUCCGCUAAGGGGAACUACGGCCUGCUUGACCAGAUUCAGGCCCUGCGUUGGCUCAACGAGAACAUCGGCCACUUCGGCGGAGACCCGGAGAGGAUCACCAUCUUCGGCUCCGGAGCUGGGGCGUCCUGCGUCAACCUCCUCAUCCUCUCGCACCACUCGGAGGGUCUGUUCCACAGGGCCAUAGCCCAGAGUGGAACCGCCAUCUCCAGCUGGUCCGUCAACUACCAGCCCCUCAAGUACACCAAGAUCCUGGCCCGCAAGGUGGGCUGCACCUACACAGAGACGGCCGACCUGGUCGACUGCCUGAGGCGCAAGAACUUCAGGGAGCUGGUGGACCAGGACAUCCAGCCAGCUCGCUACCACAUCGCCUUUGGCCCCGUGGUGGACGGAGACGUGGUGCCUGACGAUCCGGAGAUCCUCAUGCAGCAGGGGGAGUUCCUCAACUAUGACAUCCUGAUAGGAGUGAACCAAGGAGAGGGGCUGAAGUUUGUGGACGACAGCGAGGACAACGACGGCAUCUCAGCCGCGGCGUUCGACUACACCAUCUCCAACUUUGUUGACAACCUCUACGGCUACCCGGAGGGCAAAGACAUCCUGAGGGAGACCAUUAAAUUCAUGUACACAGACUGGGCAGACAGGGACAACGGCGACAUGCGGAGGAAGACCCUCUUAGCUCUGUUUACAGACCACCAGUGGGUGGCGCCGGCAGUGGCCACCGCCAAACUCCACGCCGAGUUUCAGUCGCCGGUUUACUUUUACACGUUCUACCACCACUGCCAGACCGAGACGCGGCCCGAGUGGGCCGACGCCGCCCACGGAGACGAGAUACCGUACGUGUUUGGCGUGCCCAUGAUCGGCGCCACGGAUCUGUUCCCGUGCAACUUCUCGAAGAAUGAUGUGAUGUUGAGCGCCGUGGUGAUGACCUACUGGACCAACUUCGCCAAGACUGGGGACCCCAACCUGCCAGUCCCUCAGGACACCAAGUUCAUUCACACCAAGCCCAACCGCUUUGAAGAGGUCAUCUGGACCAAGUUCAACUCAAAGGACAAGCAGUACCUCCACAUUGGCUUAAAACCUCGUGUUAGAGACAACUACAGGGCCAACAAGGUGGCUUUCUGGCUGGAGUUAGUGCCCCACCUCCAUAGUCUACAUGAGGAGCUCUUCCCCACCACCACCCGCUCGCCGGUAGGCCCUGGCCUAGGCACCCCCAGAAUCUGGACCAAAACGCCUCGCCCCACUCGUCACCCCUACCCUACCUUACCCUCCGAUCCAGAGAUGGAGGGUUCGGAGCGUCCGGUCCCGAUCCUCUUCCCGGGAGACACCCGGGACUACUCCACCGAGCUGAGCGUGACGGUCGCCGUGGGGGCGUCGCUCCUCUUCCUCAACAUCCUGGCCUUCGCCGCCCUUUACUACAAGCGCGACAAGAGGCACGAGAUGCGACGCCACCGCCUGUCUCCUCAGCGGGGCGGGCCCGCCAACGACCUGGCUCACAGCCAGGAGGAGGAGAUCAUGUCGCUGCAGAUGAAGCACUCGGAGCACGACGCUCACCACGACAUGGAGCCGCUCCGGCCCCACGACAUCCUACGACCCGCCUGCCCGCCUGACUACACGCUGGCGCUGCGCCGCGCCCCCGACGACGUGCCGCUGAUGACGCCUAACACCAUCACCAUGAUCCCCAGCACCAUCACCAGCAUGCAGCCCCUUCAUGCCUUCAACACGUUCCCCUCCACCGGCCAUAACAACACCCUGCCCCACCCUCACUCCACCACCAGGGUAUAGUAGGGACUGGCCCGACACAGCGCCGCCUAAGGACCAGGAGGACUGGCUCUGCCACUGAUCUAGAAGGGAGGCCUCUGGAUUUGGGCCUUUGUUCUGUUCUCUUAUUCUCUUGUUUCUCCAAAAACAACUCCACCUCCUCCAUCAUGUGCUGUCAAACUGAGCAGCUCCACUGGUGGUGUGUGGAGGAGCAACUGAACUGCACGGCAGCAGAUGAUCAGUUUCGGGGGUGAUUCAGAUCUUUCAAAGAUACUCUUUUCAAAGGUCUGCCGUUUCCAGACUAAAGCCCCCUGACAUUUGUCAAAAGGACGAAUGCUUUUCGGCCCUCGCAGUUUUCAUCAUGUUCUUCUUCUUUUCUCUCCCUGGUGUGUUAUGUGCAUAUACCGUUCUCUUUUCUACAUCUGUGUCUUAUCCCUGCUUUGUUCCUCUCAUUCUGAUUCUCUCCCUCUCCCCAGCGCUCCUCUGCUCCAAGGACUCACGAACUACUGAGCUGUAGGACGGGGCGCAUCGAGUACAUACUGUAAUCACAUAGCUAUGAAAACAUUGAUAUCUUUCAUUCUACCAGCAUUCUUGGUGCCAAGUAUGUACUACUGUGUUUGCUUUCUCAUCGGGGGGAGAAAAAAAACUAAAGAAGAUUCUAGAGUAUUCCUAUUUACUGUCAAUUAACAGAUGCUGUGUGUUCUCAUGACAAAGUGCCAAACUGGCCCUCGAUUGUGUUUCUUUCUUUCAUCUUCGGUUUCUUUUUUUUUUUUUCUUGCAUUUGUUUAAUUGUUGUUUUUUGUGGAAAGAACUUUUGCUGAAAAUAUAGAUAUAGAGAAAUGAUAUUAUAUAUAGUUAUAUAUAAAUGUGUACAAAGGAGAAAGUAUAUAAAUGGGUUUUCUCAGUGGGGAUCUAUGCAUGAAUUAUUUUUCAAGAUGAUGACGGUGGGUGAAGGACACUGUAUCUGUCAAUGCACGUUUCCCAAAUCUAAUCAAAUCAUAUCGGUCCACUCUGGAUAUUUCGGUUUUACCUCGCAGAACAAGAACAUCGCGGAAAAUCCCAACGAAUCCUCUUCGCCUCCCAUUAAAAGAGUCAUUGCCACAAAUCUCAGAAGAUGUUGAUGAACAACUGUGAACAUACUCUUCCAUUCAUUCUCUCCCACAUGGUGUUAUUUUUUCUCCAACCAGGUGAUGCUAGCACGCCGACAGCAAGCCCAUCAUCCUACGGUAGCUACGUUUUCUUCCCGUCUGUAUGGAGAGGAUCGUUUUUUUAGGGUACGCCAGGUACCAAAUCUGUUGUUGUAGCUUGCCUGUACAGAAUUAUUUUUGUAUUUCAGUAAGGGUGAGAAACAAAGCAGAGACAGGCAGCCUUUGCUCUUAUACGUACACCUUCCUUCUCCUGUCUGCGCCCCUAUUUCCAGCACAUGCAUAUUCUGUUUGAUGUGAGAGAAAGAGAGUGUGUGUGUUUGUGUGUCUGAAAUGCUUCACAUGGGCAUAGGUGGGCCCUAAUUAGACAGCAAAGAGAUAGAGAGGCAGACAGGCAGGAUCACCCCCAUGGUAAAAACUUCAGCUCCUUCCUGCUGCAGACACCCUCCCUCCCCCAUCAGCAUCACUUACUCCCUCCCUUCUCCUGUCUCCGUCAGUACCUACUCUGGCUUUGUAUUCGAGGCCGACCCAUAUUGCGGUGAUCACCCGUGAUCGACUCCCUGCUGUGACCACAAAACUCCAAAACACCUGACUUCACUGUGUCAGCUACACAAUUUCUGACCUCAGUUCAGCUCUGCUAUAUUAUCCUCACAUUCAAGGGUUAGUUCACUAAGCUAGUGACUUUUUUUUUUUGUGAGCUCGUCAGUUGUAAAUUAAACUCUUAAGCACACCGAGGGUAACCGGUGGGCCUUCGCGGUCUGCGGCGCAGAUCCGCAGGAUGAAAAAGGGGGGCUCGGAUCUCCUAAACAGGGUAAAAGCAACACAGUUGACAACUGCUGUUUCUGCUCUUUUCUUUCGGGUGAGAAUGCGCAGGCCUACAGCUCAGCGAUGCCCCCACCUCCCCCUCCGACGGAUCUCAAACAUGGAUCACGGUUAAUACAGUAUGUUAACUGAACUGGUGCGCUGCUGUUUGAGCCCACAGGAACACAUGGUAGCCUACGUCCAGUAUGGGAGAAGAAGUUAGUCACCGGUGCUGUCUUUGCUUGUGCUCUAGCUUUAGCCUGUUUGUUUGUUUGUUUUCUAUUUUAUUACUGCCUAUCGGGGGUGGUGGGGGAGGGCUGGAAGGGGGGAGAGAUAUACACCUGGCUGCUCCCGUCAGAGAUUUUGUAAGCCCACUGAAAGGGAAAUGUGCACAAUGUAAAACACAAAACAACUGAAUUGGGCUUCAGGGUGGAUAAAUGCUGUGGAACAGAUGACGGACAGUAGUGCGAGGAAAAGGUGCACGCUGUGGAAAAAAAGAGACUCUGGGAGGAGAUUGGAAAAAGACUCACAGCCUUAAAUGUAGAAAUCAGAAUCAAGGACAUUAAAAGGCAUGGCCAUCUUUCUACCCACAAUGUUUGCCAGGAGGAUACCUUGCUAAUCUGUCCUACGGAGGAUCACACCCAGAUGAACCCUUUUGUACUCACUCCUGUGGAUAAGGAGGCAGUGAGGGGGCUGUGAGGUAAACCUCACCACAACACAGCUACAAUGACACAGGUGAAAACAGAAACAAGGUAUUUAGUUUGGUCUGUUCUUUUUUUUCCCCUGUCUAUUUUAUAAGCUAACACUGGAGGGCGCCACUGCGGCGGCUUCACCGCAGUCUGCCCACCCUGAGGACACUGGACGUGUGAAGAAAAAUACCAAACUGGGUGGCAGGACAGAGACAGACACACGACAUCUGGAAGAGGAUCAAAACUGUACAUUUUUAAGUGUAAGAAUCAAACAGACAAAAUAUUUGUAAAUAUUAAGUUUCUUGUUUGUUUUUCUUUUUUUCUUUUUUUCUUUUUUUUUGAGUGAAUGAAUGAAAUGCUUAUUUUGUGACAACAAAAGACAACAGGUGCAGUUUGCAAAAAAAAAAAAAAAAGGGCCACUCGCUUGAGGUUUCAAAUUCAUUGGUGAGUAAAAAAAAAAAAAUGCUUGCCACUGAUCACUUUUCAUUCCGUUAGAAAAAUGACUUUUGUUUUUACUUUGUCUCACGUUGCCCAUCAUCAUGUGGGCAUCCUGUAGCAUCAUGAUUCCUAACCAGGAACGUCACUGUAGCAGAAAUCCAUCUUCACUGCAGCCCCCAUACAACAGUAUAGUUUGAAUAUUACAUUUUUAAAUUAUAGUUUAAGCCUGUGGGUUCAUAGCUCUUUGUUAUGCGUUUCUUUUUUUUUUAAGCUUUUAUUUUGAAAUAUAUCUAGUGAUCCAACUAUACUCCUGAUGAAUCUGUGCUGCCUGAUCUGUGUAACUUCAGAGCAUUUAUGGAAACAUCUCAGAGGCUAAAUACACUGAUAAACGCCAGCUAACUGAUGUAAUGGUGGUGGAGGGAGAAGUCAGGACUUCUAAACUAAGAAAGUGCAGUCAAUUCAAUGUUAUAGCUCACUUCACAUGUAGCAGUGUUUACAUGUAGCCACUUAAUCACACGUGGGACAGACAUGAGGGCUUUGAUACCAUAAGAUGCCUCAUAGAGUAAUGAGAUCACACAAGGUGGUCUGACUUUAUUCCUUCGACACACUGUGUUGCAUUGUGGUUAUGGAGGUUGUGUUGACCUUGCAGUGAUGUGAUGUAGCAGUGAAGAGCUUCAUGUUCUAAAAAGUCAAGAGAGAUGGAUGAAAUGUUAGGCGGUCCACUUUCAGAGUCUGAGCGUGUGCGUGUUAACAGUGGAUCAGACUGGAUGUAUGUGGACACACACUUAGCCUCGCCUGUGUUAGAGAGUGACUCGCUGCAGCCCUGCGGGUCACACAGUCGGGGGCUGGAUUUCGGUUUAUUCUUAUUUCAACGUGCCCGAAAACUGCAGCAAACCAAGCAAACCAAAAAUGACUUCAUAUCGCUGAGGUUAUUUAGAGAUCCUGUGUCAGGUCAGUGGUGUGUGUAAGCACAUGGUUAACACCCCACAAUGGCAAAGACAAUGACACAUAACGCCCUCACUGGCUUUAAAUCUCCAGCUUGGUCUCCAUUGCGAAGUUGCACCUGUUGUCUUGUUUUUACAUUCUUUGUUGAAUUCAGAAACCCAAGACUUGAGAUGAAGAAAAAUGUUAAAUAAUGGAAUUUAAAAAAGAUGAUUAUUAAAAAAAAAGUAUAGUAAAACUAUAUAAAUAAAUGAGGUGAUGAUAUUUCUGUUUACUUUAGAAGUUAUUAUACACUGUAUGCUGUGAUUCUGAUCUGGGAAACAUUAAAGACAUUCAUAGCCAGUCUGA